Molecule: messenger RNA, 10076 nt
Organism: Melospiza melodia melodia
Lineage: Eukaryota; Metazoa; Chordata; Aves; Passeriformes; Passerellidae
Gene: GAS7
Product: growth arrest specific 7
Exons: 14
Coding region: 14-1438 (474 amino acids)
Biological process (GO): actin filament polymerization; neuron projection morphogenesis
Cellular component (GO): cytoplasm; plasma membrane; actin filament
Molecular function (GO): actin filament binding
Source: RefSeq, a predicted model, not a curated record
GCGUCCCGCAGGGAUGUCGGGGACCCGCUGCCAGGCGCUGUACCCCUUCUCCGGGGAGCGGCACCGGCAGGGGCUGCGCUUCGCGGCGGGCGAGCUGAUCACGGUGCUGCAGGUGCCAGACGGCGGCUGGUGGGAAGGGCAGAAGGAGGACGGGCUGCGCGGAUGGUUCCCGGCCAGCUACGUCCAGCUGCUGGAGCAGAAACCCAGAAAGGCAACUCCUCAGCCAGGAGAAGACACCUUGAACGGGCACCUUCCCCCAGGCUGGCAGAGCUACAUGUCUCCCCAGGGUCGCAGGUACUACGUGAACACCUUCACAAAUGAAACGACGUGGGAGCGGCCGAGCAGUGUGCCAGGCACUCCCAAGAGCCCUGUGUCACAGAAGAGUUCUGCAGUGAAUGGCUACUAUGUCUCUGGGUCCCCUGUGCACCAGCUCGACUCGGGUCACACGAGCCUCCGAAAACCCAGUGGGGACCCCCAGAGCCCGGGCUCCCCGGCGGCGCCGCGGCGGCAGAGCAAGGAGAGCAGCCUGACGAUCAACUGUGUGACUUUCCCCCACCCUGACGUAAUGCCAGAGCAGCAGUUGCUGAAACCUUCAGAGUGGAGCUACUGUGAUUAUUUCUGGGCAGACAAGAAGGACUCACAAGGGAACAACACAGUGUCGGGAUUUGAAAUUCUUCUUCAAAAGCAGCUUAAAGGGAAACAAAUGCAGAAAGAAAUGGCAGAGUUUGUUCGAGAAAGGAUAAAGAUUGAGGAGGAAUAUGCUAAGAACCUGUCCAAACUGUCUCAGAAUUCCUUGGCUGCUCAGGAAGAAGGCACACUGGGAGAAGCUUGGGCUCAGCUCAAGAAGAGUUUAGCUGAUGAAGCAGAGGUUCAUCUCAAAUUUUCUUCUAAGCUCCAGAGCGAGGUGGAGAAGCCCCUGCUGAACUUCAGAGAGAACUUCAAGAAGGACAUGAAGAAGUGUGACCACCACAUCGCGGACCUGCGGAAGCACCUGGCCAGCCGCUACACGGCUGUGGAGAAGGCCCGGAAAGCCUUGACAGAGAGGCAGAAGGAUCUGGAAAUGAAAACACAGCAGCUAGAGGUGAAACUCAGCAACAAGACAGAAGAGGAAAUCAAGAAGGCCAGACGGAAGUCCACCCAGGCAGGGGAUGACCUGAUGCGCUGUGUGGAUCUUUACAAUCAAGCCCAGUCCAAGUGGUUUGAGGAGAUGGUGACCACCACUCUGGAGCUUGAGAGACUAGAAGUUGAAAGGGUGGAGAUGAUUCGGCAGCAUCUGUGCCAGUACACACAGCUGCGGCACGAGACAGACAUGUUCAACCAAAGUACAGUAGAACUUGUGGAUCAGUUGCUUCGGAAAGUGGAUCCUGCCAAAGACAGGGAACUGUGGGUAAAAGAACACAAAACUGGAGAUAUCCGACCUGUGGACAUGGAAAUAUAGACUGAUCUGUGGUUGGAUGUGAUGAGUCCACUGAAUUAAGCAGGCUAACGUUUGUUUUUAAGGGUCAGAAGAGCAUAGGGAAAAGGUUGUUUCACUACCAGACAGACACCUUGUAAUUUAUGCCUGUAUGGGCUAUCUCUGUUCCAUUUAGUCAUUACAAUGGUCCUCGUUGUGCUAAGCCUUAAGCACCAGACAUUCCAGGGUGAAAAAAAAUCAGAUGUGUGCUUCCCACCAGAGGUUCCCAAUUGCACGCAGCUUCCAGGAGAAAUCUGCUUCCUGGCACAGAACGUGCCCUGUUCUCCAGUGACUUUGUGCUCCACCCCUUGCAUGAUUAUCUCUAUCCAGUAUGUUAGAACAGCAGGCAGAGAGCCUCUGGCCAGCAGGGAGAUAACUGAAUAUGAUGCAGGAGGCAAGGAAGUCCUGAUCACCAAUCCCAGGUCUGUCACUGACUGCUCUCAUGGCCAUAGGCAAAUCCAAUUCACUUUCCUGGCUCCCCCAUUUAUAAAAUCUGUGGGUCCUGCAGCAAUGUUGUGUGGAUGCAUUGCUUUCAUAGAACAGUCUUUCACCAUGGCAGUGAAGUGAUGGCCCUUCUCCCAAAAUCUAUGGAGAGGAUUCAUGUUCUUCCUGUUUUAUACUCCCUCUCAGGGAUACAUAAACCCAUUUUCACGAUUUCUGUUGUCGGCCAGUCGGUAAGUUUGAAAGUGUUACCAUCACAGUUUUUAAUCAGGAAAGACUUGGUUGUACUAUACCUACCUCAUUAGCUGUCAGAGUGCCCUCAAUGACAGAAGGAGGUCGUAUUCCAAGGAAUAAAUGAGAUGUUUAAAAUUUUUCCUGCUCAUGCAAGGUGUUUUUCCACAGAAUCUCCUUAAAAACAGUCCUCAAAUAGUUUACUUGGCAUUCAGGUUUAAAUUUGCUUUGUUGGUUUCUUCAGGUGAAUAUCACAGACUUUAGGUAUUUUUAAUUACUGGGCUUGUCCCAUUAAAUUUUGGCUUUUAUCUUUUUGGAGCCUGAUUUUCAAAGGUGCCAUGAAUAUGUGAUGCUAGAUUGCAUUCAGUGUAGAUGUAGGUGCCCAGCACUUCUGUACCAUGUGAGUUUUUUCUGUUACCCUUAACUGCAAACCACCAAAAAUUCAACACAACUCUUAGCAAAUAGUGUUGUGUAGUUUGGAGACUGGUUUUGAAAAGGUAUUUAUUUUCUUCUGCUGUUAUUUCUGAUGGAGUAUUCAGUGUUGCUGUUAAUAUAUUUUUUCAGCAUUUCAUACAAUGCAAAGGUUCUUCAGAUUCUUGCUUUAGAUCCAGGAGAAAUCUUGAUUCUCACCACUGUGGCCUUUACUCAGUGUUUACUGUGGUCUUAGCUACAAUAUCCCAAACCACACUAUUUCAUUUGAUCCACACUUCUGCUCCAUUUUAUCUCACUGUUACUGUCUUUUUCUCCCCAGCCCCAGAACUGCAUCCUUCUUUUGUUCUACUGCUAUUCCAGAUUUUUGUUCACCAUCCUCCAAAUGCUGGGAUUGGAUCAUUGGGAGUCAAUAUUCCUCUUUACAAAUACAAACUGAGACACAGAAAAGUCUUACCUGGAGCAUGUUUGUAACAUUGCUGCAGCGGUUAUUUUUCUGGUUUAUUAUUUCUAAAUUAUUAUUGCAUUUUUCUAUUGGUCGCUUUGUUCCAUCCAUCUCUUUACUAGCACAGGUUCAUUCCUGUCUUGCAAAUUCCUUCACAACCCAUCCUCUGCUGCCUCACCAACCUUUCCAAACCCUCAGCAUCCUUUUGGCAGUGGGAGUGCCAUGGCUGCUGCAUGCUCAGGGUCACUGCUCCUGGUGUGACAUUUCUGUGCUGCUCUCCUUCUGCACAUUUGGGAAUUUGGACUCUAUUGGACUCUCUUUGGACUCUUUUGGGCUCUGUUCUUGGUGUUGGCAGAGCUCACUGUGCUGUGAGCCUCUCCUAAGCUCCUGCACAGAGCACUGCAGCACCAGCUGAAGGGUUUGGUUUGCUGAGUGUCCUCCCUGGAAUCCUCUUCUCCUUCCUUUUUCCCUCAAGCAGGGCAAUUGAUGAUCUCUCCUUUUUAGUUUUUCUACUGAUUCACUCUGUCUUAUUAAUUUUUGGCCAUAUCAGUGUGUGCUUCUAACUCUUACCUUGCACUUCAGAGGACAGGCACUUUUUUAUUUGUUAAGCCACAAGUGCAGGUUGAACUUGGAAAACUUCAGUGGCCAAAAUAAUGUGAAUACAUGAAAGCUGCAUUUCAGGUUUCCCCCUGUUCUUGGCUGUAUUGUAAAUUGAAAUGAGCAAUCUUGACAAUGCCUCAGCACAUUCUUGUUUGGAUUGCAAAACAAAGCUAGUUGUGCACUUUAUACAGUAUUCUCCUUAAUAAAUACCUGAAAUAAGUUAGAAAUUACACUUUAUUUUUCCUCUGUCUUUAAAGAUGUUUGUUACUUUACCUCUUUUGGACUGGAAAUGCUGUCCAUUAGCACAGGUUUAUCUGGGGACUGUAAUGUGUUUUGGUUCCUCUGCUAAGGUGUAUUUAUGCUGCUCUGAAUUCUUAGUUGGAGGGUUUGUUGUUUUUGGUUGGUUGGGUUUUGUUGUUUUUUUUGCGGGGGGGUUGGUUUUGGGUUUUUUUCCCUUUUGGUUUUAUUUCCAGAUAGUUUUCCUGCUUCUAGUUGUUGUUUUUGUUUUUAUUUUUUUUUCUUUUGGUUUUAUUUCUAGACAGUUUUCCUGCUUCUAGUUCUUGGUCCACUUGAAAUGUUUCAGGGGUGUGAGCUGCCCAGAACAGCAAUUCUCUUGGUGGAGUCUGUAUCUCGUUUUCACUUCCAUGAGCAGAGGAGAGCACAGGUACGUGGCUGUUGAUCAUUCCCAGCCCCAGGAGACUCUGGGUUCUGCUCCACAGGUGAGAUGCUUCACCCACAACACUCCCAUCUGUGUUCAGUGCAAGUUUUGCUGUUGCUUAUCAACAUUUUCCAGCUCAUUUCUUUCAAAAUACAAUAUUCCCUCUUGAUGUGACCUGCAGAUCAGAGUUCCCUGGCCCAUUCCCUUUUCUCACUGAUGGAUUUUGGAUAGUGAUGCCUUCCAGGUCAGGGCAUGCUGGAGUUCCCUUGCUUCUAACAGGCAGCAUCUUCAGAGAGGGUAGUGUCACAUUGAAAGGAACAGGGGUUCCUGCUCUCACAGGGAACUUUGGGAGUUUCAGCAUUGCUCUGUCUUCUACUGGGUUUCAAAAAUGCAACGGAGUCUGUCUUCAUGCUCAUCCUAAACAGCUGCUUCUCCAGAGCAAACUCAGUGUUUUAUUGGAAUUCCAGCAUGUGUGGAUGGUGCAUGAUGCUGCUGCUGCAGUGUAGCUGAGCAAUGGAAUGCCAAAGGAAGUCUCUUGCCUCCAGCACUGAGCUCGGGCAUCAUCUCACUUCAGCUGGCACCUCGCACUCCUGGUGUGAGCUUUGGCUGGUUGAGUCACUGUGGGGAUCAGAUUGGCAGGGUUAUCUCACAUCUCUGCAUGCUCUGAGGUCACAGCUAGGUCAGCUCUCAGCUAACACUGUUUGCUUUCACUGCCAGAGGUAGAAAAGGGGGAAUUUCUCUCUGAUCCUUAGCAGGUAGCUCUGCUUGCCCAGAUCUGUUAGGCCACCCAUGUUUUGGGAGUGCUGCCACAUCUGUGAUCUCCCUCUUGGUCUGAGUGAUGCUGUCACACUCUUGUCUGUACUGGAGGGUUCUCUGGCAUUUUCCAUUUCAGCCAGAGCCUUUUGGCCCUACUCUGGGCUUCCUGAACCCCAUGGCUUCAGAUCAGUGCCAGAGCUGGUGAGGUGCUUUUCCAGCUGUACCCUCAGCUCCCAUGCAGAAUAAGAACUUUUUAUUCAUCAUCCAGACCCUCCUGCUUGUGUCUCCAAAGCACAGUUGAACAUCUUCAAGGUAUUCUUUCAGCUUUUUUCCUGCCAGAACUCAUUCUGGAUCCAGUGCUGUUGGCUGAUUCCUGCGGGAGUUGAUGAGCUGAGAGCAGUAUUUUACCACAUGGGUCAAAUGCACUCUUCUCCCAUUAACAGCAAGAUUCCAGUUUCUUUCUUGGAGCAAUAUCCCAAAAAGGCCUAAUUCUCAGUUUGCCAACCUGCUCCAGGUUCAGUCAUCUCUGUAACUCACACCUGUUCAUCACUUCUAUGGGUUGGACAUCUUCUGAAAGACUUUGGUUGCUCCCUUAUAGGGACAUUAGUUCAUUAUUGGACGCUGGAACUGUAGAAGAUAGCUUUAAUUUUUUUUAAAUUUUAAAAUGCUGUAACAGCAGUGAAAAUUACACAGAAAUCCCUGAUAUGUUUCUAGACUGCCUUUCCCCCUGUGCAGUCACUUCUGAGCUGCUGGGGGGCAGCUGUGCUCCCCCUUAUUGCACAGAUAAACACUGAAAUCACACUUGAGUGCCUGACAGGCAGCAUGCAACCUUGUGCACUGCUUCUUUUUCCCUUUAUGCAGCUUUUUUUUUUUUUUUUUUUUUUAAUUUUGUUGGAUUGGGGUUUUUUCUUUUCCCCUAAUAGGAAUUUUCUGUGGGGCAUUCACAGGAAACUUCUUUAUGCUUGUAGCAGUUGUAGUUUCUCAGGCUUUGUUAGAACUUCCUGGAAUUGUCCUUGUUUUUAAAGUCAUUAUUUAGUAUUGACUGCAAGUUAGGCUUCUUAUUUAGAACUGGGCAUUCUUCACCUGUUCUUUGGAAGUGCUCAGCACUCAGAGAUUUCUUGGAAUACAGCAGGGAGCUAAGAGGUAAGACUCUUUGAAAAUCAGGCUAACAAACAGAAAUGCACAAGCCUCUUUUUUCCUUACUUAUACUCAAGUACAUGGAUAAAGUAAAUAAUAAGAAAUGAGAAAUAAUUAACGUGUAGCUGCUCUCUGUGCAGCUGCUGUAGUGGUUUUGUGUGGGGCUGCAGGCAGAACACACCUCUGGGGUCUGGACCCACAGAUGAUCAGCUGUAAAAGCUCAAAUCCAUAAUUCAGUGACCAAGUGGCUCUGCCCAUCCAUUUCUUCAUCACACACAGGGACAGAAAGGGCACUGCUUACCCAGGUGGGUCCUUCACUACCAAGCACCUUAAGAAAUCCAGACAAGCACUUUGAAGGUCCCCCUGGAAUGAGUAGAUGUGGCUUCUUGAUGUGGUUAUUGGAUGUUUCCUUCUGAACUGAAAGCAGAUUUAGUGUUCCACAGCAUCUCCUGUGCUCUGUCCACUAGUGCAGCCUGCUGGGUCUGCUCCCAGAGAUGGAGCAGUGUCCUGAGGGCAGUCCUGCUCACCCUGACAAUUACAUCUUCAAAAGGCAGUGUCAAAAAGGCAGUUUUCAAAAUAAUGAGCUUUUCAGUUGACAGCCCUCUCUGGAAAGCCUGCAGGCUGUUUGCUCCCCAGUGUGUGUUGAAAUAGCAGAGUGCUGGGGCAGAGGUUGCUGGAGCAUUGGCUCUGGGGAGUUGCUGCUGUGUGGACAUUGCUGCCAUCCUCUCCCAGGGAUGGGGAGCAGCCACAGGCAUCCAGAGGAGCCUGCUGGUCUCAUCUGUCUUAACCAGGUGGGCAGGAGCCACAGAUAAAUUCAGAUUAGAGCAGGAAAUGCUUACCUCAGUGGCAUCUCUCUCAGACCCUGAUGGGCACUGAGUGAUGAUGAUGAAUUCAGAUUAAAGCAGAAACACAGGGCAGGAGGAUGGGUACCUCAGUGGCAUCUCUCAGACCCUGAUGGGCACUGAGAAGUGAUGAUAAAUUCAGAUUAAAACAGAUACAUAGGGCAGGAGGAUGGGUACCUCAGUGGUAUCUCUCUCAGACCCUGAUGGGCACUGAGUGAUGAUGAUAAAUUCAGAUUAAAGCAGACACAGGGCAGGAGGAUGGGUACCUCAGUGGCAUCUCUCAGACCCUGAUGGGCACUGAGUGAUGAUGAUAAAUUCAGAUUAAAGCAGACACAGGGCAGCAGGAUGGGUACCUCAGUGGCAUCUCUCAGACCCUGAUGGGCACUGAGUGAUGAUGAUAAAUUCAGAUUAAAGCAGACACAGGGCAGCGGGAUGGGUACCUCAGUGGCAUCUCUCAGACCCUGAUGGGCACUGAGCAGUGAUGAUAAAUUCAGAUUAAAGCAGAUACAUAGGGCAGGAGGAUGGGUACCUCAGUGGCAUCUCUCAGACCCUGAUGGGCACUGAGAAGUGAUGAUAAAUUCAGAUUAAAACAGAUACAUAGGGCAGGAGGAUGGGUACCUCAGUGGCAUCUCUCAGACCCUGAUGGGCACUGAGCAGUGAUGAGUGAGGAGCCCAUCACUGUCCAGUCCUGCCCAGCACUGGCAGAUCAGUGGCUGUGGCUGUUCAGAGCUGUCCAGCUCACUCCAUGCCAGGCCAGCAGGUGCCAGUGCUGCCCUGGGGAAUGGAGAGGGGCCCUGCUUUGGCUGCCCCAGGUCAGGUGUGCUGAGCCUGCUGUGCUUCAGGGGCCUGGAGCACACGGCCCUGCUGAUGAGGCGCAGUGGGAAUGAAGUCUUUCCUGGCAGCAAAUCCUCGUCUUUUCCUGAGAACACUGUUGGAAGGAUAACACCCACUGCUUUGUCUUAAAAUAGAUUUUAUUCAUAUGAGUGGUGCAUCAUUCAGCUCUUUAUUUUCCCCUCUCUGUUGUUACUGUAGCCCUCCAUCGCUGAAGUACAACACCUUUAAUUUUGAAAUUUCAUAGAACAUACCUGUUAUUUCCAUGUGCUAACCGAACUUCAUGCUUUUGGCUGUUUUCUGAGAGGUUUACGAGCUUUUUUGGAGAGGUUAUUUUGGGUUUUAUUUUGGAAUUUUUUAAUCAGCCACCAAGUUUGGAAGUGUAAUAACUUCUUCUUGUGCUAGCUGCAGCUUCUUUUUCCUUCCUGAGUGGUUUUUUUUUCUCUGAAGGGACCAACACAUAGCACAAUUCAACUUAAAUUUAUAACCCCAUGCAUUCCUCAAGGCAGAAACCUUUUGUGCCUAAUGAUGCAUCUGAGUCUAAGAAUUAUACAUGGAUAAAAUAUUUUGUAGACCAAUUAAAAAAAUCUUAGAUUAACCACAUAAUAAUCACAGAAAAAAAAAAACAUGUAGAUUUGAGACAUGCAAAUUUAAUUCCCUCAACUUACAUUAAGUUGAACUAUUUCAGGUGUGUCGUAAGAGACAAACUCAGUGGAUAUUCAGAAUAAAAGCUUUCCAGGUUCAGUGAGUGGACAGGACUAUAAUUGUGAAUAUAUGCAGUCUUUUAGGGCUACUGAUUUAACAAGUAACUGAGUAAUGGCUUGUAUCACAACCCUAUUAAAAUUCUGCUAGUAAAUCCCCUUCAAGUGCCUCUUUAAAUAGUAUCUGCUACAAGCAUGUGAAAAAUACAGAUUUACCCUACAAAUUGCCAGAUCUCAGGAGCAGCCACAGUGCGCAGAUCUGUUCAGGGUUCUCAGCCCUUUCCUUGCUCUGAAUUGUGCACCCUUUUAGGACAGCCCCAUCUCCAGGAGAGCUGCCUUUGACUCUGGGAAUUUGCUGUCCAGCUCAGGCACCCUAAGUUCUCAAUGCUGAAAAUGGAAUAGAAAAAAUUAGAAUUUAAAAGCAACUGCAUUGAAACUAAUCUUUGGACCCCAUGGUCUCAGUAGAAUAAGCAGGGAAUUCUGCAUAAAAAUAGUAUACAGUGAUGAUUUUGCAUAAUAGAGAUGUUACACUUUAUUGCAUAAAAUUAAUUAAUAAUAAUAAUAAUUUUAAAAGCCCACAACUUUAUUUUUUUUACAGCAGAGAAGGAAUGUUCUAGUCCUGGAAUUCAAAAGCUGAAUGUGAUUUCAGGGAUCUCACAUCUGCUAACAAAAUAAGCAAAGUCAUGUUAAUCCCAGAAUUUGGCAAUGGUUGACCUGAAAUCCCUUUUUCCUUUGGAGGUUUUCAAUGAAAUGGCUGAGAUUAUCAGAAUUGCCUAAGGAAUUUGGAUGUCCAUAUUCUUUUAGGUCAAAAACACUCUUUAGGGACAGCAGCCUCUAUCCAGUAGGAAAACAGCAGGUAUUGGUGUUGGACAAAAAUUCUUUCUUCUCCUUAGAUAAUUCCCUUGUUUUCUGCAACACAAGCAGUGAGAAUUCCCCUGGGCAGUUCUGCAGAUGCUGUAGCAGCAGGGAUUCACAGAUACCAGGCAUACACUAAACCAGAAUUUUCUACCAAAAUUAAGUUGCUUAUUUGGUCCUUUUUGUGUAAGAUUUUCCUAAAUACUUCUAAAUUUCUAGGAAAGUUGUCUUUUGCCAGUACUAAUGACUUGUUUUUACAGAUGCUUAACCAAAAUUUUAUAACUUCCCAUAAAUUUUGGCUGACUAGACCCCUUAAAUAGUUUAUUUAUCACACAGCCUCUGUCUGGGUUACUAGUAAAUCUUGGAUCAUUGUGGAAAUUCUAGGAUGGCUUUUGUUCCCUAAGGAUAGAUGAAGGAAUCACUUACUGAACUUAAGUUGAAUGAAGAAAAGAUUUAAGGGGCAGAUCUUCAGCUUGAAUAAACUGGCAGGGUUCAGUGGAAGCUACUUGAUGUCAGCUGUGGAUCUUGUCCUUCAGUGUUGAAGGCAUUUCCUAUAUGUAAUUUUUCUGUCUUACUGUAAAACAAUUUCAUAUGGUUAAACUGUAUUUUCCUAUAUUGUUCUGCAAGUUUAUAUACACCAUAGUGCUCAUCUCAUCUCCUGUAAAAUAAACUGUACAGAGACACAUUGAGCAUGGAA